Linum trigynum is the source of this 1833-nucleotide messenger RNA. NCBI's taxonomy places the organism in Eukaryota, Viridiplantae, Streptophyta, Magnoliopsida, Malpighiales, Linaceae. The record is from the annotation of a GenBank genome assembly.
AUGGAGUGGACAAAGCAAGAUGCAUUUUAUUGCAAUGGUGUUCUUAUGGCUCCCACUAGAUAUGGGACUUCUACUCUGCGGAAUCAUAAAGAUAGUUGUUUGGAAAAGAUACAAAAGGGUGAGCUGAUAGUCGACCAUCUAUCAUCUUCUGGAGGCCAGGUACACACUCUUGGGAAUUGGAAAUUCGAUCAGAUUGAUGCUAGGAGAGCUUUAGCGGAGAUGAUUAUCAUAGAUGAAUUACCAUUUAGGUAUGUUGAACAUGAAGGGUUCAAACGGUUUAUGGCUCGUGUUUGUCCAAUGUUUGUGUUACCUAGCCGUCAGACCGUUAGAGAGGAUUGUAUCAAGGUGUUCUUUGAAAAUAGAGAGUUGCUGAAGGACUAUUUCAAGACUAAGUGUUUAGGGAUGGUAUCGCUCACCACUGAUACUUGGACUUCUUUGUCCAAUCUCAAUUAUAUGUGCAUUACUGCUUAUUUCAUUGGUAGAGAUUGGAAAUUGCAUAAAAGAAUUAUUAACUUUGUCCAAGUUAGAAAACAUUCUGGAAGUGAAAUUGGAAAACAGUUGGCUAGUUGUUUGGUGGAGUGGGGCAUUAGGAAGGUGUUUUGUAUAACAAUGGACAAUGCUAGUGGCAAUGAUGUGGUUGCUAUCCAUAUGAAAGAACAGUUGAAAGAGUGGGGAUCAGAUAUUUUGGAAGGAAAAUAUCUGCAGAUGAGGUGUGUGGCUCACAUUAUUAAUUUGGCUGUGAAGGACGGGCUUAAAGAAACUGGUAAAUCUGUGGAGCGAGUGAGAGAGUCUGUGAAGUUGGUUAAAUCUACACCAGCUAGGAGCAGAAAAUUUAAAGAUUGCAUUGAGUUUGAAAAGAUAGUGUCGAAGAAAUUUGUUUCGUUGGAUGUAGCUACAAGGUGGAACUCAACGUAUCUGGUGUUGGAAUCUGCAAAGCCAUUUGAGAAAGCAUUUCAGACAUUAGCUAGAAAUGAUAAGAAAUUCAAGAAACAUCUCAAUGAAAAAAAAUAUGGAAAUGAAAGUCUUGGUAUCACAACUUCUGAUGAUUGGUCUAGUGUGGGACGGUUGAUUGAUUACCUGAAACUAUUCUAUGAUUUGACUGUUCGAGUUUCUGGGACUUCAUAUGUGACUUUACACCUCUUGUUUGAUGAGGUAUGUGAAAUGUAUACUAUGAUAUCUGAGUGGGCUGAUGGUAUAGAUUUUGAGGUGUCUUGCAUGGCUGAUAGAAUCAAGUCCAAACUUGCCAAGUAUUGGUUAGAAGAUGAGUUGGAGAAUUCCAAGAUGAAUCGGUUGUGUUAUAUGGCAGUCAUAUUAGAUCCUAGGCGGAAAGUUGAAUAUCUUGAACAAGCUUUAAAAAAGGUAUAUGGUGAGAGCAGGGGUAAAGCUUUGGUCGAAGAGGUGAAAGAUGAAAUGCGUCUUCUGUUUGACCAUUACAAGCAUAAACUCGGAAUUCAUGGAAGUUCUCCCAUUGUGAUUCAAGAAGAUGAGCAAGAACCUAGUGGAAGUGGGGAUAGGAAGAAGAAAGGGAAGAUUUGGGGUGAUUUCAGGAAAAUGAAAAGAGAUGCCAUUCUGAAAGGAACCAGAAAAAGUUCCAAAUCUGAGUUUGAUAGGUACCUUGAGGAGGAGGAGGAGGAGGAGGAGGAGGAGGAGGAUGAUGAAGUGGUUACACGAGCAUUGGUGGGUUCAGAAGAGGAUGAAUACAAGUUUGACAUCUUGGGAUGGUGGUCGCGAAGUGGGAUGAAAUAUCCUACUAUUUCUGAGAUGGCUAGGGAUAUUCUUGUUGUUCCUAUUUCCACUGUUGCUUCUGAGUCGGCAUUCAGCACAGGAGGUUGA